This is a messenger RNA of Aspergillus homomorphus CBS 101889, 810 nucleotides long. RefSeq lists its product as uncharacterized. NCBI's taxonomy places the organism in Eukaryota, Fungi, Ascomycota, Eurotiomycetes, Eurotiales, Aspergillaceae. The record is from RefSeq and is a predicted model, not a curated record. Bases 259 to 597 code for a protein of 112 amino acids. The transcript is spliced from 3 exons.
CUUCCCUGGUUCAAUUCACUGCCAAAGAUCUCAAGUCGAUUCAUUCUUCCAACUCACUUGCCUAAGCUCAAUCUUCGCCUUCUCUUCCUUCUUUCCCCAUCCACUCUUCUUUGCUUCCUCUAACAUUCUCAUCUUUGUUGAUCCAUUCCCAUCAAUCCUCCUAUCCUUGCACGCAACUCUCCUUCAACCAUCUAUCCGUUGCCUUGCACGUCAUACCUCCUUCUAACCAUCUCAUAUCACUCGUGUGUUGCCAUCGACAUGCAGGUCACCAAGACGGCCACGUUUGGCCCCGUGCCAGUUGCCACCGAGCCGCUUGCCGCAUUCUAUCUCGCUGCCCUGACCGAAAUCCAGGAGCAAUACCACAAAUUGCCUUACGCCGCUGAGUUGGAUCUGAAGCUCAACCCGGUUUCGGAAGACACUGGCACGGCCAAUACAGGCUCUACUCUUAUGCUACUCCUUACUGCUACUGGGCGCACCACCGUCGAGGAGAGAAAGAUUGGAUUCGCGACCAUGAUGCAUGCGAUGUCAAUUCAGCCUCAAUUUACAGGCAUGAACAUGGAAGUCAAGCUGGUUUUCAAGAUCGCGACCGAAGACUGAAAGGCUGGAAACAAUGGGCGUCAUCGUGGAUACUCUCCGCGCAUUGUACAGUACUUUGCACUCUUAUCUUGCUUUUGCCGUACGUUGGAUAGAGGCGUCGACUGAGAAGGAGUCCCAACAAUGUACAGUAGGACUCACAGCACUCCACGUUCUGCAUGAGCUUUCUAUCAUCUUCGGUACUUAGAUCUAAGGAACGAGUCAUUCAAGCAGGAA